AUGUCCAUUGAAUGGGGCAUGGAAUAUAGCGAUACGCGGGGAAACGAGCUCCUGGACAUGAUAGCAAGUCUUGACUUGGUCAUUGUAAAUUGGGGAAAUACAUCUACUUUCCGAAGGGCAGAUGCUUGCGAGUCUAUUAUAGGUCUUACGUUCGCCACUCAACGGGUAGCUCGUGUAACCUCGGACUGGUCUGUUUCAGAAGAUUAUAAGGCUAGUAGCCAUCCAUACAUCUCGUAUUCCAUAAAUAACCUGUGGGAAAAACCCCCGAUUAUCCCAGAGCGACGAAUAAGGAAGAUCACAUAG
This is a messenger RNA of Parnassius apollo (apollo), 303 nucleotides long. NCBI's taxonomy places the organism in Eukaryota, Metazoa, Arthropoda, Insecta, Lepidoptera, Papilionidae. The record is from the annotation of a GenBank genome assembly.